This is a messenger RNA of Triticum dicoccoides, 701 nucleotides long. RefSeq lists its product as uncharacterized. The transcript has 4 exons. The record is from RefSeq and is a predicted model, not a curated record. Bases 1 to 462 code for a protein of 153 amino acids. NCBI's taxonomy places the organism in Eukaryota, Viridiplantae, Streptophyta, Magnoliopsida, Poales, Poaceae.
AUGCUAAAUGGGGAAGAUAAGGAAGGAAUCGACCUCCCCUCGCCCAGGAGCAUCUCUGCCUUGCGUCACCAUCGCGACAACACCGUCUUCUCCUGCACGGCGACCUCGCGCCACUCCACCGCACAGUCGCCUCCGUGCACGAUCGACGUAGCGGUCGCCCAGGAGGCCGCCCUGCCCCCUCGCGGCGUCGCACAAGUCCGCCAGAUCGCCCCUGCCCAGGAACCCGCCCGGCACCCGCGCGGCCGCCCCGCCCUGCACGGCCCCUGGACCAGCUGUAAUUCUUUCCUGCACUCAAGGUUUUAUCGAAGGAGAAGAAGAAGCGGAAGGGGAGGUAAGGUGGAUGAACACAAGAGUAUCUUAUUCGAUCCAGCAAAAGGGAGCUUCAGGAUGUCAGGUGAGAAACCAUGCAAAGAAAAAAGGUUGAACAAAAAAAACUUAUGGAAGAGGCAAAGGACAAGUUGAGUGUCGACGUACUCCGCGAUAGAGAGGAGAAAGAAAGGAGUCGGCACAUGAAGAGAGGCACCCAAAGUUAAAAUGUUGUAGUAUUAAUAACGUCAAGAAUCUAUCAUGGUUAUUGGCUAUAGUUCAGUAUCAGCUAAGAUUGUGCACAUUUGGACUACAUGGUUUCAUGUUUGAGCUGACUUGCUUCUUGUUAAUGUCAAGCGUUAUUACUUAUUACUACUAUAUUGGCUUUUUGUUAA